This is a messenger RNA of Cyprinodon variegatus (sheepshead minnow), 1260 nucleotides long. RefSeq lists its product as uncharacterized. The transcript has 3 exons. The record is from RefSeq and is a predicted model, not a curated record. Bases 153 to 1028 code for a protein of 291 amino acids. Lineage: Eukaryota; Metazoa; Chordata; Actinopteri; Cyprinodontiformes; Cyprinodontidae.
AGCGCUCCGUAGCGCCCCCGUUCACGGUGACCUCCGCUCCCACGCUGCUCCCUUUUAUCGGCCAGGCCGCCGCCUCCAGCUCCCUGCAGCCCCCGCCCACCCCCACGGGAGCACCGGCGACCACGAGCGCCUCCGGCUCCGGCCAGGCGGCCAUGUCUGUGACGGUGGCUCGGUGCCUGAAUCUGAUCGAGACGGUGAAGUCUCUGAGCGCCCAGCCGCCCGCUAAAGCCGCUAAAUCGGUUCAGUUCAGUUUACCCUCCGUAACCUUGGAGACGGACGAUGACAUAAAGACCAAGCAGAGAGAGAAGCUGGAUUUAUAUAAUCAGAGGCUUCUGGAAAAGCGAGACCAGCAGUUCCAAGAGAGGCUCCUGCUGAAGAGACAAGAGAAGAACAGAGACGCUCCUCCGGCCUCCGCAGGUAAACCAAUCAGCAGUGAGCCCAAGAACGUCUGGAUCUGUGGUCACUCUCUGGUGUACUGGGCCGAGUCACGGGCCAAAUCCCCGGAGGUAGGUAUGCAGCUGGGCAUGGACCCCAGCAAGGUCACCAUCUGGUGGAAGGGGGUCCAAGGCAUGACCUGGUCCCAGCUGCUACCUCAGCUCCACCAGCUGAAGAUAACCUGGCCCAACCCGGACCUGCUUAUCGUUCACCUGGGUGGAAACGACCUGAGCACCGAGAGUCCCACGGACCUGCUGGCCUCCGUGAAGAAGGACAUGACCUCCAUCAGGAGCGUAUUCCCACACUGCCUCCUGGUGUGGUCCUACAUCCUGCCUCGGAGGGUGUGGCGCCAUUCGCCAGACAGCCAUGAGGUGGAUCUGGUUCGCACCACGGUGAACCGUAGGAUCCAUAACAUGGUGUCUGAGCUGGGCGGGAACUCUGUGACCCAUGAAAACAUUCGCUGUGGAGCGAACACGGGUCUGUACCGAGCCGACGGCAUCCACCUGUCGCCCAAAGGCAUCGACGUCUUCAACCUCAACCUGCAAGACUUCCUGGAGAAGUGGGAGCAGGAGACAAACUCCCAGCGGAGCUAAGAUGUUUAGAUUCUGCUCCUCUGCCAGGUUUGAGCUGCAGAUGGAUCCUGGUCUUCAGAAACAGUUAAAAUAUUCCAAUCUCAUUAAACCUCAUUUUCAUUAUAAAUUCUUUGAAUAUCUGAUUCUCUGCAGAUUUUAAUGUUUCAACUGAAGAACGUUGAUUGACGGUUUCUUGAUUGAAUGUUGAAUGAUUUUGUUUCGGUAAAACAAAAUAAAAACAUUAAAUUCAGUA